AACCAUCUUAUCCCCUAUAAAUAAAGCGGGGGUAAAAAAAACUCUGGACUACUGUCGUGAACACGAUGUCGCAGAGUACUAAGCAGAGAGUGGCGGUGAUAGGGGCGGGUCCUGCAGGCCUCUGCUGUCUCAAGCACCUGUGUGAUAAUCGUGACGUUUUUGAACCGGUUGCAUUUGAACGUAAUUUUUGGCCUGGAGGUAUCUGGAACUACAGUGACCAAACUAAGAAGGACGAUUUUGGACUUCCCAUUCACUCUCCUCUCUACAAUAAUCUAAAAAUCAAUAUUCCUAAAGAAAUACAAGAGUUUCCGGAUUUUCCCUAUCCCAAAGAAUGGACGACGUCGUUCAUUUCACGACAACAAUGCCUUCAAUACAUUAACAUGUUCGUAGACCACUACAAGCUGAGGCCAUACAUAAGGACGCAAACUUUUGUUCGAGAUGUCAAACCACUUAAAGAGACCCAGGAAAAGAGCCUUGUUAAAUGGCUGGUAACAUUUUCUCCCGUGAACAAGUUGUCUGAGAUCAAAACGGAAGUUUUCGAUUCAGUUCUCGUAUGUAACGGACAUGACACCAACGAGUACACUCCAAAUGUUCCAGGAAUGAAAUCAUUCGAGGGAAGAAUUAUUCACAGCAAGGAUUUUCGAUACGAGGAACACUUUGACGGUCUUAGAGUUGCUAUCCUGGGGUGCCAUUUCUCAGGGGAAGACAUUUCUAUGCAUGUCUCAAAGUUUGCUAAAAAGGUUUUUGCAUGCCACAGACGAGAUCCAGAGGAAUUCCCGCCGUCUUUCCCUAAAGAUAUAGAACAAAGGCCCCCGUUUGUCCGAAUGACAAGGGAUUCAGUUGUGUUUCCCGAUGGCUCUUCUGAAAAAGUGGAUGCAGUCAUAUUCUGUACUGGAUAUCGUUAUUCCUUUCCUUUCUUUAAAGAGGACAUCAUAACGAUAAAAGACGAACGCAUCCAGCCCAUAUAUAAACACAUGGUUCACAUUGAAUACCAAAACCUGAUUUUUCUUGGGAUUCCUCGUCAAUUGACCUACUUUCCUCACUAUUAUGGAAUGGCAAAACUUGCGGUAUUGAUACUUGCUGGGAAAGCCAAACUACCAACAAAAGAAAAGAUGAGGGCUGAUAGUGAAGCCGAUUUCCAGUCUCGUUUGAAAGAUGGAAAACCGCCAUCCUUUGCCCAUUACAUGGGAGAUAUUGAUAGGCAAUUUCGGUACAACAAGGAACUUGCAAAGUGGGGAGGAUUUGAUCCGCUCCCGCCCGUUGUCCAGAUGAUUUGGGAUGACGUAAUGGAUGAAAGAUACAUGAAUCUUCCACACGUAAACGAAUUCGACUAUCGCAUUACUGGGCCUAAAUCGUAUAUAUGCUUGAACCCAGAAAAGGUUAAAUCCAGAAAAUCAAAGGCUGAGAAUGUUUUAAAAGGAAAGUAAUCGUAACAUCCCUAACAAUACAUACAUUCAUCAACACUUUUAGUAACCAAAAAUGUUUAAACGCAGAGUUGCAAUAUAGCCAAGACAUUUCUCUCUAUUGGACAAUUGAUAUGAUUUUUCAUUGUUCAACAGCAAUGCAAAGUGUUCAAUUUUCUUAAAUUGAAAAGUAAUUUAUACGAAAACAUAUGCUGACAUAUUUUAAUAAAAACUGGAAAAAAAACAGUUUAGCAUUUAACAUAUAUAAACUUUCAAGCAGAACACCUAGUUAUAUUUGUUUUAUUGAAAUAAAGAAUAAAUAUGUUUUAAAGUAAGAUAUGACCAUGAUAGAAAAUUUGGCCUUGUACACGUAUGACAAUAAAGAUUUCAAUUUUGUAAUCUACAUAGGUAUAAAGGAUUUCCUAUUCAAACUCUUAGAAAGAAAGUUAGGCCUUUGUGCAUGUAACCUUUGUUUGACGUAUUUUACCAUGUUUAUUAGACAUUGAUUAAUAAAUUAUACACAGCAAUCUUAUUAUGCUCUCCAUAUACAAUACCUCUGUAGAAUAUUUUAGUUUCAACUUGAUAUAUUUGUUUUAUAUUUUACAAUGUAUUAACUUUAAAUGUUUUAUUAUAAUUUGUUGUUUCGGUUUUUUUUCUUUUUAAGAAGAACUAAAUUUGAUCAAAUGAGUUUUGCUGUGUCUUAGAAUGAGCAUAAAAGAUUAUAGUUCUUUGCGUUUUUUUCCCUAUUUUUUUCUUGUAAAACGCCAUGCUUGUAUAUAUAAGAAAUAUCAUAUUUCAAGAUAUUUGUACAUUAUGAUUUUAAAAAAAAGCAACUCAGAUCUUUUUUAUAUAGGCGUUAUCCAAAGCUUAAUAAAUGUUAAAAUGUGAAUGGAAUCUACUUGUUUAAUCUUUAUUUAGGAUUCCUGAAGCUUUAAAUGUAUUUAAAGAUAAAUCUGCGGUGCAAGGUCGGUUUUAAUUUUCAUUUACAAGUUAUGUACUUAAGUACAGAAAUUUAUAUAUAAGAAUUCUCUUAAGUAGAUAAAACCAUAUUUGAUAUGAUAUCACUUGACUUCGUAACUUAUUAUAGGUGGCCAGCUAUGUAUGUGCGUGUUUGAAGUAGCAUGUGAACAUUAUGGCAUACUGAGGCCUUCGAGGAAAUUCUACGUACUAAGGUGUUGAAGGCUAGAGGGACGUGCGACUGUUGGACAGUAUCGCAACCGUGUGUAUGAGUAACCAACGUCGGUGUGUCUACGACCAGUUUACGGUAACGUCUUGGGUCAACCUUGUGGUCUCGACAGUCAGUGGCUUCGAUUUUGAUUUUAUUCGUAUAUUGCAAUGAAACAUUUGUCGGGUCUGGUAUGACGUUAUUAUAGUCGGUAUAUUGAUACUGUCAAUAUUAUUUUUGUUGUUGUUGUUGUUGUUUAUUAUUAUUUUUUUUAUUUGUGCGAGUGCUGUAGAUGUGCGUGUUGUGUGU
Saccostrea cuccullata (small rock oyster) is the source of this 2877-nucleotide messenger RNA. Its product is annotated as flavin-containing monooxygenase 5-like. Gene Ontology annotation, molecular function: NADP binding; flavin adenine dinucleotide binding; N,N-dimethylaniline monooxygenase activity. The record is from RefSeq and is a predicted model, not a curated record. The coding region runs from base 66 to 1427 and encodes 453 amino acids. NCBI's taxonomy places the organism in Eukaryota, Metazoa, Mollusca, Bivalvia, Ostreida, Ostreidae. The transcript is spliced from 6 exons.